This is a messenger RNA of Ictalurus punctatus (channel catfish), 3320 nucleotides long. RefSeq names its product solute carrier family 25 member 16 (gene slc25a16). Gene Ontology annotation, cellular component: mitochondrial inner membrane. Gene Ontology annotation, biological process: transmembrane transport. Bases 537 to 1511 code for a protein of 324 amino acids. The transcript is spliced from 10 exons. The record is from RefSeq and is a predicted model, not a curated record. Lineage: Eukaryota; Metazoa; Chordata; Actinopteri; Siluriformes; Ictaluridae.
UUUGAGACGCACCCUAUAAUGAGGACCCAAGACAGCCAGUGAAAGACACACGUGCGAAGUUUGUCUCUAAUGUCCCGAAUUCGGCUUGUGAGGAAACCUCGGGCAUCAUGAUGGUUUAACCUGAUCGAUACGGUCUACGAUGGAAGACAUUUGAACCCAUUAACGUUACUGCAUUAGAUUCACAGUCUAGUAUCAUUCAAGAGCUAGCUAAUGUAGCUAAUCAUGAAAUUUGGCAUGGAAAUGGAAUAACGCUGUGAUCCGGAACUGCUGCGUGUGUUAACGAUCACACAAGAUCAUACAGGAUCACACGGGAUCACACGGGACAGGCGCAAAGUCCGCGUAGGAAAACAUCGACUGAUAGUUGACGUUACUGUUGGGUAGGCUUGUUUUAUAUCCUGGGGGCUUUCUGUCCUUAAACACAGGUUCCUGCAUGCAAAAUAGCUCAAAUAUUGUCGGUAGAUCUACGUUACACUGAAGAUCCGGUCUCUGCGAUUCUGCUGAAGACAUGCCUGUGCCUGAGCGCUGAUUCACACAACAUGACAACCGAGGCAUCUGUCUCCUCCGCUGGUCGGUCUCAGAUUGCGGGAGGAAACACUGUGCAAAGGGACUACUACUACUUCCUCCGCUCCUUUGUAGCAGGAGGUGUAGCAGGAUGCUGUGCCAAGACCACUAUUGCACCUCUAGACAGAGUGAAAAUUUUACUUCAAGCUCAUAAUCCUCAUUACAAACACUUAGGAGUGUUUGCUACACUCAGGGCUGUACCAAAAAAAGAGGGCUUCCUCGGGCUCUACAAAGGAAAUGGGGCCAUGAUGGUCAGGAUCUUUCCAUACGGAGCCAUUCAGUUUAUGGCCUUUGACAACUAUAAAAAGUUCCUUAGUACGCAGCUUGGUAUAUCUGGGCAUGUUCAUCGGCUGAUGGCUGGAUCUAUGGCAGGAAUGACUGCAGUAAUUUGUACUUAUCCUCUUGAUGUUAUUCGUGCUCGCCUGGCGUUUCAGGUGACCGGGGAGCAUGGAUACACUGGCAUAGGAAACGCCUUCCAGACCAUCUACCUUAAGGAGGGGGGUAUCCCUGGGUUCUACCAUGGUUUAAUUCCAACCAUCAUUGGCAUGGCUCCCUAUGCAGGAUUUUCUUUUUUUACAUUUGGAACGUUGAAGAGUCUGGGACUGGCUCAUUUCCCAGAGCUCCUGGGAAAGCCGUCUCUGGACAACCCUGAUGUCCUGGUUCUGAAGACACACGUUAACCUGCUAUGUGGAGGAGUAGCAGGGGCCAUCGCUCAAACUAUAUCAUAUCCUCUGGAUGUUGCCCGGAGGAGAAUGCAGCUGGGAGCAGCACUCCCUGACGCCGACAAAUAUCUCUCCCUUACAAAGACCCUUAAGCAUGUAUAUAAUCAGUACGGGAUUAAAAAGGGACUGUACCGUGGCCUGUCUCUCAACUACAUCCGCUGUGUACCUUCGCAAGCCGUUGCCUUCACCACUUACGAUUUUAUGAAGCAAGUCCUGCACUUGAACUAGAGCAGGUAUCUUCACCUCCACACCAGGAACAAAACUGUACACAGCUUCUGGGAGUGUUGUAGGAGCACUGCUCACCAUGUUCACAUGUGGAUCAGGGGAACAUCACUUAACACAGAUCACUGGAAAUGAUCUGCCAAUGACACAAUGGUUGCACUGAACAAUCCGCCUUAAUCAUUCAGAUUUGAUUACGUCUUGUGUGAGUAAAACUAGUGACACAAAGCCUAUAUUUCUCCUGGCUGCUCUACACGUUUAAUACUGAUUAUAUACCAGUACGUGAAAGCAUGUGAGCAUGACUGAAAGGGGAAUUAUGAUUGUCUUCUCAACAUAGAGUUAGUACUUUAUUUUUCAUUAGGACACACUGCUUUAAAUAGUGGCAUACACUCACUGUCCACUUUAAUAGGAUCAUCUGUGCAUCUGCUCAUUUAUAAAGUUAUGCAAUUAGCCAAUCAUGUACAAAAUCAUGCAGGUCAAAAGAUUCACAUCAAAUAUCAGAAUGGGGGAAAAGUGUGAUGGCUGUGACGUUAACUGUGGCAUGGUUGUUGGUACCAGAUGGGUUGGUUUGAGUACUUCAUAAACUAUGUAAAUCUCUGUAGAUUUCCACACACAACAGUCUCUAGCACACAGUAUGUUUUUUUUGUUUGUUUUUCGCACCCUUAUGUGUAAACUCUAGAGAAUGUUGUGUGUGAAAACCGCAGGAGAUCAGCAGUUUCUGAAACAUUCAGACCAGUCCUUCUGGUACCAACAUCCAUGCCACGGAUAAAGUCACAGAGAUCACAUUUUUUCUUCAUUCUGAUGUUUGAUGUUGAAGCUCUUGACCUGUAUCUGCAUGAUUUUAUGCAUUGUGCUGCUGCCACAUGAUUGGCUGAUUGGAUAACUGCAUAAAUGAGGUGUUCUUAUUAAAGUGGACAGUGAGUGUAUAUUUUCUGGAUUCCCACCGUGUACCCCGAACAAAUUCUGUAGAGCCUGAUAUGGUUUUACUUGUAGUAUUUCUACUGAUUAUUUUCUCUAGUAGACUCUCUGUUUCUGAGAGCUUCUAAUAGUAGAUUCUUGUUUUUUUAUGUUAUUUUUUAUGUAAGUUAACCGUAUGUUGUAGCAUCUUUACAGAGGUGUAGAACAGCAGAAGGUUCAGUGUCAUCAUCCUGUUCAGUGCUCUUUUGUUUGCUUCCACUUGAUGGCAGUCUUAUCCUGAAACAGCAAUUUAACAGCGAAUUAUCUGUACACCAUUCACCAUUUUUUUUAUUAAUAUUUUGUUUUGUUAUAAACAUGCUUUUACCUACAGAUGCUGCUCUGUUUGAUGGAAAAAAAAAGAUGAAAGAGACUUAACUUGGUUAAAAAGAAAGUGUAACUUGCUUGCACAGCUUGUAUAUAUGGGGUAAAAUGAACAUUUAUUGUUAAUAUGCUUAUAUUUAUCGUUUUGUUUCAUGUCAUUUUCUGAAGUAAAUGUCUCGUAUUUCAUUUGUGGUAUUUGUUGCCCAUGAAUGAAAUCAUUAUAAUGAGCUCAGAAGAACUGCUCUGGGAAAUGUUUGUCUCAUUAUUAAGGUUGCAGUUGUAUUGGGAGACUGACAGAAGAAUGUAAUUAUUUAUGCGUUCAUGAGGAAUUUACUUUUUUAAAAAAAUGAAAUUAUAGGUGUGGAGUUUUACAUCAGGCAGAUAUUUAAUCAGUACAAAACUACUGAUCAGUGAAAAUGAUCAUUUAAUGUUUGUUCAUGCAGUGGUUAUAUUUAAUGUAUAUUUCUAUUUCUGCAAAACGUCAUUUGAUCUGUAUGUGAUCCAUGUGUCGGUAUAUCAAUAAAGUGUCUGUAGAAAGAG